AUGUCGUCCACUGACUCAAGCGCUCCUGGAGUAGAAAUUAAAUAUACACAAAUUUUCAUUAAUAACGAAUGGCAUAAAGCAGCGAAUGGUAAAACAUUUCCGGUCAUCAAUCCAAGUACAGGCGAAGAAAUAUGUCAAGUAGAAGAAGGCACUAGAGCCGAUGUUGAUAAAGCAGUUCUAGCUGCUCGUAAAGCUUUUGACAUUGAUUCACCAUGGCGUAAAUUCGAACCUGUUGCACGUGGAAAUUUAAUGAGAAAAUUUGCUGGUCUUCUUCGACGAGAUAUCGAUUAUUUAGCGAACUUGGAAACUCUGAAUAAUGGUAAACCUGUAGAAGACAGUAAAGGUGAUAUUUAUGCAUCAGCUGAUUGCAUUGAAUAUUAUGCUGGAUGGGUUGAUAAAAUUGUUGGUGAAACCAUUCCUGGAGCGCAUGAUCAAUUGAUUUUUACUCGUCAUGAACCCAUUGGCGUUUGUGGACAAAUCAUUCCAUGGAAUUAUCCGAUUAUGAUGAUGGCUUGGAAACUAGGACCAGCUUUAGCUUGCGGUAAUGUUAUCAUUUUGAAACCAGCUGAACAAACACCACUGAGUGCACUGUAUUGUGCUGCUCUUAUCAAAGAGGCAGGCUUUCCACCAGGUGUUGUUAACAUUGUACCAGGUGAUGGACCUGAAUGUGGUAAUGCCGUUUCUUCUCAUCAAGAUAUUGAUAAAGUAGCUUUCACAGGCUCUGUUGAAGUCGGAAAGAAAGUUCAAGAAGCUGCAGCUAAAUCAAAUCUUAAACGUGUUUCACUUGAACUUGGUGGCAAAUCUCCAUUGAUCAUUUGUGAAGAUGCUGAUAUUGAUUAUGCUGUUUCUGUUGCUCAUCGAGCUAUUUUUACCAAUGCUGCACAAAAUUGUACUGCUGGAUCUCGUACAUUUGUUCAUGCAAAAAUCUAUGACGAAUUUAUUGCUCGAAGUGUUGAACUAGCUAAAACUCGUGUGGUUGGUAAUCCAUUCGAUGAUAUGACCACACAAGGUCCACAAAUUAAUGAUAGUCAAUUCAAAAAGAUUUUGAGCUAUAUUGAAUCUGGUAAACAAGAAGGCGCGAAAUUAGAAUGUGGUGGUGAGAAAGCAUGUGAGAAAGGUUAUUUUAUUAAGCCGACAAUCUUCAGUGGUGUUAAAGACGAUAUGAAAAUUGCUCGUGAAGAAAUAUUUGGUCCUGUAAUGUCAGUGUUGAAAUUCGAUUCGUAUGAUGAUGUAUUGAAACGAGCCAAUGGAACGUCUUUUGGUCUUGGUGCUGGUGUAAUUACCAAAGAUUUAACGCGUGGUCUUACAUUUGCUAAACAAUUACAAGCUGGAUCAGUUUGGGUCAAUGAUUAUGAUGCUGUAUGUAAUCAAGCACCAUUUGGUGGUUUUAAACAAUCAGGUCAUGGUCGUGAAUUAGGACGUUAUGGCCUUGAAGCAUACUAUGAAGUGAAAACAGUCGUUGUCAAACUUAUUUAA
Rotaria socialis is the source of this 1476-nucleotide messenger RNA. NCBI's taxonomy places the organism in Eukaryota, Metazoa, Rotifera, Eurotatoria, Philodinida, Philodinidae. The record is from the annotation of a GenBank genome assembly.